This is a messenger RNA of Electrophorus electricus (electric eel), 3631 nucleotides long. RefSeq names its product lysyl oxidase-like 3b (gene loxl3b). NCBI's taxonomy places the organism in Eukaryota, Metazoa, Chordata, Actinopteri, Gymnotiformes, Gymnotidae. Gene Ontology annotation, cellular component: membrane. Gene Ontology annotation, biological process: collagen fibril organization; peptidyl-lysine oxidation. Gene Ontology annotation, molecular function: copper ion binding; protein-lysine 6-oxidase activity. The record is from RefSeq and is a predicted model, not a curated record.
AACUACGGGGAAAAAAAGUUUUUCCUAACGGUGAAAGAGCUAGUGUGUGUGUUCUCGAAAGAAAAUCCUGCCCCUUUCCAGUUGUGCAAAGUCGGCUCCGAGUCGCUCCUCCUCCGAAUCUCUCCAUCGUUCUCACAGCUCUGCUCUGCCUCUGGCAAGGCUUGCCUUUAAGGUCAGAGUACUUAUUGGGCGUUAUUGGGAGACUCACCCUUCGUCAUAAAUAACCCUAGGUUUUGCAACAGAUAUGGACCAGUCUCGGUGGUGCAGACAUAUAGUCUUCCUCUUCCUGGCUGUUUGCCUUCCAUCUUGCCUCGCCCAGACAAUACCCUCUGUACACCCAAGUCCCACAGCAACACCCCACACACCUGAGCGUCUGAAGUUCCGCCUGGCUGGUCACCCACGGAAACACAAUGAGGGACGAAUUGAAGUGUUUUAUAAAGGCGAAUGGGGAACUAUAUGUGAUGAUGACUUCUCUUUGGCCAAUGCCCAAGUGCUCUGUCAUCAGCUGGGAUUCGUCUCUGCCACAGGCUGGGCGCACAGCGCUAAAUACGGCAAAGGAACAGGGAAGAUCUGGCUGGAUAAUGUGCAGUGUAGUGGCAGUGAGAGAAGUAUAUCAGUGUGUAAGUCGCGCGGAUGGGGCAACAGUGACUGCACUCACGAUGAAGACGCUGGGGUGAUCUGUAAGGAUGAGAAGCUUCCAGGAUAUGUUGAUGCCAACAUUAUAGAGGUACAGGUGGAUGAAAGUAAAGUGGAGGAGGUGCGUCUGCGGCCAGUGGUGUCCAUGGCAAGCAAGCGGCUACCUGUGAUUGAGGGGGUGGUGGAGGUGAGGUAUAAGGACGGUUGGGCUCAGAUCUGCGAUAACGGCUGGACGGCCAAAAAUUCACGGGUCAUCUGUGGCAUGAUGGGCUUCCCACAUGAGAGGAAGGUCAACAAGAACUUUUACAAGCAUCUCAAAAAAAGGUCCACGGAGCAAAAAGUCAAAGUUAGAGUUACAGCAGACAGGCAGGAUGGCAAAGCUAAAGCUAUCACUAAAGCUAGCUCUAAGUCUAAACCUGGCCACGCAGCUGCAGCCAAAAGAUUGUAUGCAGAACGGCAGAAGAAUCACUUCCUGGUUCACUCUGUGGCAUGUUUAGGCACAGAGGUGCACCUGGCUGCCUGUCCUUUGGACUUUAACAAGGACAACGCCACAGAGACCUGUCCUGGGGGCAUGCCCGCUGUGGUCAGCUGUGUGCCUGGACUGGAAUAUGCUCACAAGCAGGCCAUGAAGAAACAACUCAAGCCAUUGAGUGUAGUGCGUCUGAAAGGUGGCGCGAGGCCAGGGGAGGGCCGUGUGGAGGUGCUGAAGGGCACCGAGUGGGGCGCGGUGUGCGAUGACCGCUGGAACUUGCAGUCUGCUAGUGUGGUGUGCAGAGAGCUGGGAUAUGGCUCUGCUAAAGAAGCCCUCACUGGAGCCCGCAUGGGCCAAGGCAUGGGACCAAUCUAUAUGAACGAGGUCCAGUGCACAGGCUUUGAACGUUCUCUGUGGAACUGUCACUUUAAGAACAUCACUGCUGAAGACUGCAAGCACACAGAGGAUGCUGCAGUCCGCUGUAACGUCCCCUAUAUGGGCUUUGAGAAAACGGUGCGUAUCACAGGUGGACGUUCGCCCUUUGAGGGCCGCGUGGAAGUGCUGCGAGCCGAUGCCAACGGAAACCAGCACUGGGGGCUGAUCUGUGGAGAAGGCUGGGGCACCAAAGAGGCCAUGGUGGCCUGCAGACAGCUGGGUCUUGGAUACGCCAACCACGGUCUGCAAGUGCGACUGGUGGGCGGGCGGUCGGAGUACGAGGGGCGAGUGGAGAUUCAGGUGAGGCAGCGUUGGGGCAGUGUUUGCAGUGAGGGCUGGACCACCAAAGAGGCCAUGGUAGUCUGCAGACAGCUAGGGCUCGGUUACAGCAUGCAUGCUAUUACUGAAACGUGGUACUGGGACAGCAGCAAUGUGACGGAGAUGGUGAUGAGCGGGGUGAAGUGUACUGGAGACGAGCUGUCUCUCGGCCAUUGCCAGCACCACAAAACGGUCAGCUGCCAGAAAGUAGCCGCACGAUUCGCCGCCGGCGUCAUCUGCUCAGAGACUACAUCUGAUCUAGUGCUGAAUGCUGCCCUGGUGCAGCAGACCGUGUACAUCGAGGAUCGCCCACUGCACAUGCUCUACUGCGCCGCUGAGGAGAACUGCCUGGCCAAAAGUGCCGCCAAGGCCAACUGGCCCUACGGCCACCGUCGCCUGCUGCGUUUCUCCUCCGAGAUCCUCAACAUCGGCCGUGCCGACUUCAGGCCCAAAGCGGGACGCCACUCCUGGGUGUGGCAUGCAUGCCAUGGGCAUUAUCACAGUAUGGAUAUCUUCACACACUAUGACCUGCUGUCUCUCAAUGGUACCAAGGUAGCAGAUGGACAUAAAGCCAGUUUCUGUUUGGAGGACAGCCAGUGUCAGGAGGGUGUCGCCAAGAGAUACGAAUGUGCAAAUUUUGGAGAGCAGGGCAUCACAGUGGGAUGUGUGGACCUGUACCGGCAUGACAUUGACUGCCAGUGGAUUGACAUCACAGAUGUUAAACCUGGAAACUACAUCCUACAGAUCAUUAUCAACCCUAACUAUGAAGUAUCUGAGAGUGACUUUACAAAUAAUGCUAUGAAAUGCAACUGCAAAUAUGACGGGCACAGGAUCUGGCUUCACAACUGCCAUAUUGGUGAUGCCUUUAGUGAGGAGGCAGAGAAGAAGUUUGAGAAAUACCCAGGACAGCUCAACAACCAGAUCUCCUAAUCCACCAAAUUGCUGUUAUGUUUUACAUAUUAAUACAGUAGGGCCAUAUACAAUAUAUAAUCCAGAUUACAUGUCUUCAUCCAAAAACAUAAUCCAGGUAUCAUACAUGUACCUCAUUGCCAACCACAACACAGGAAUCAAAAAUCCUCUGUGGACACUGAAAGGCAAUCAGUACAACAUGGGCAUUAGUCUACUGUCUGCAAUCCAUCAAUGCACUUUCAGUGUUUAACAUGGACAUGUCCUUUAUUCUGUCCAGUCAUUUAUGUUUAUGGUGUAAUUUGUUACCUGCAAAAAAAGUGAAACUUCAAAAAAAAAAAAAAAAGACCAUUAUCAUAUGGGACACUAUGGCAGUUGCCUUCUACUUGAAUGACAUUUUUAGAACACAGGGCCAUUAACUUAACUACAUCAGUGUGCAUGAAUGUUUGUUUUCCAUGCAUCAUAGCAUUGUAUCAGUGAAUAGGAUUUUAUAAAACAUAUGGCAUGAUAGGUAUUUCUGAAGCACUGGUGAUAGAUAUUCUUAAAAGAACUGUUAACUUUUCUUACCUUUGACCUGGUUUUGUUAAUGUUUUCAGGGCAUUUUUCUGAGUCUACGUCUUGCCUACUCUUCUCUGGACAUUAUUCAAAUGAACCAUUUUUUAAGCUAAACUAAAUAAACAUUUAUUUAUACUUCAAACUAUAUGAACCACAAAAAAAAAAACAGUCAAACCUUUUGAGUUAUUGCCAUAGCUAAAUAAAAUUACUUUUUAAACUGUCAUGCCUUGCUGAUGCCAAUAGAGCAAUCACAUUAUUUGGUCUUGUGUAUAAGGACCAGGCCUGUAAGGAUACUUCACUGUAUAGGGA